Messenger RNA from Haliotis rufescens (red abalone), 1308 nucleotides. RefSeq lists its product as uncharacterized. Bases 207 to 641 code for a protein of 144 amino acids. The transcript is spliced from 5 exons. The record is from RefSeq and is a predicted model, not a curated record. NCBI's taxonomy places the organism in Eukaryota, Metazoa, Mollusca, Gastropoda, Lepetellida, Haliotidae.
ACUGACUGGCAUGACUCGGCCCGCCAGUCUUGGUAUGUGUGUUUACUUCUAACGCCGACGAUCUUGAUAAGAGAUCACUUCUACAAGAAACAAAUGAUCACUGUGCACCCAUGAAAACAAUAUGUGCAUGUAUAUGCAAAAUGGCAGCUAUGACUGUACUGGCCCCAUCAUAAUGUGUGUGUUAUGAAUGGCAGUUACAGUACCGGAUGUCCGACACGAUGCCAGGCCCGUGUGGGUACAGAGACGGCGUCAGAAAUGGAAGGAAGUGUGAUGGACAGUGUUCCGACACUGAGGACGGUGGCGAGAACUGCUGGUACGCGCUGUGGUACUUAUGGUUCAUCCUGGUCUUAUUCUUCAUCGGAGUCAGCGUGUUGGUGAUGUUCUACUGUAAAGUGCGGGCCAAGAACAGAGUCACGUCUAUGAGCGGCGGAAGACGUAAUAACGCCAUGGUGGUACCCGUCCAGCCUCCGCCCUACAGCCUCAACGAUCCCGGGUGUCCCCCUCCGUCCUACAAUACUGCCAUGGCAACGCAGUCAUUACCCCCGGGAUAUGUAGGAGAGCCACCCAGAAAUCAAACACGUCCCCCGUCAUCCAUGUCUAUACUGUCCAACCCGCCCCCCUACUCGCCUCCACGGAGAUGACUGGUGGGAACCAGCUUUAACAGACCAACCAACAAAAGUAUUACCUUCAACAAUCGUCCUGGCUGUGCCUGUGUAAACCAGUACCAUGUCCUAGUUGCGCUACAUUGUGUAGCGUAAGCUGGGCCCCGUCUCUUAUAUCACAAUAUAAGUUGGCAACUCGCAUAGGGAGCCGGGAACCAGCUUAUGUGUAGUUUUGCUUGCGUAGCGCAAUUAGGGCAUUGUACCAGUCUACCGUCAGAUGGCGCCUCCACAGAGGAGUCCUCACACUGACUAGUGUUGAGUAUUUGUAAAUAAACUGUUCACAUGAGCUUGAAGAACUGAUGAAGUGAGCUCGAACAAUUUGUAAUACGAGUGUUACCGACACUAAACACCAAUAUGUGAAUGUAACUGUGAACAUUUUACUGUGAUCAUGUAUAUAAAUAUAGGAAUGUUUAUUAACGAACUUUCAGAAUUCAGAGUUGAGUCUUACCCAACCUAAAAUAUAUUUUCAAAUUGUUAUCUGAGCACCAUAUAAUAACAAGAGAUAUGAACUGAAGCUCACCUUUUAAAAAAGUUUGAUACAAAUGUUUUAUUAUUUUUUUAAUAUAACAUUUAUUUGGUUGAACAGUUUGCAAAUUAAUGAAUAGAUAUUUUUCAUGAGGUGUAAAUUUUAGGGGCCAGCUAUUUG